This is a messenger RNA of Danio rerio (zebrafish), 3621 nucleotides long. Lineage: Eukaryota; Metazoa; Chordata; Actinopteri; Cypriniformes; Danionidae. The record is from RefSeq and is a predicted model, not a curated record.
CCACCACUGCUGAUCAAAGGCGUUUGCAGAGAGCAGAUCAGACCGCCCAGGAGAACCGGACACUCACAGCUCCAUUCGCCUGCUGUUUGCGGAUCACAUCGGCAUCAUUUCAAGCCGUUUUCAGCGAGACUCUUCCCCGCAGAGGUCGGCUACCAUCGGCGUGCAUUUCCUUCCGUGCUUCUGUGGCGCGCGCGGAAGAGAGCGCGCAGUAAUAAUGGCAAGACACGGCGUGUUUUCGUUAGAUUGCAUUUCCGAAGAAUGAUCCAUCCAUCAGUCGAUCGCAUUUCACGAGCACAGACGUCCUCCUUCAUGCUCUGGACGCAGACUUUCAUGCGCAGGGGAGAGUUUUUGAGCAUGCACGGCGCAUAAGCAGAGGAAACCAACAGUUUUUGCAAACACUUGGACCGCAUUUCGCCGUCGCGUCGGCUCUUGAUUCGAUCUUUGGAUGUAUUUUUGCGGCUCUUGUCUGCUGGAGUGAUGUGCACGGUGGCAAACGCGCGUAGAUGAUAUUAAGUAACCUGCGAUGUUGCAAUAUAUGGGGGUUAUCUAUUGAGAUGUGUCUUGUUUCGUUCUGCAAACUUCAGCAUUGCACUGUUUGGCCAUGAUACUUAUCAUCAGCGUCAUUACAAAGCAGUUGUGUGAGAAUAUGGAUGCUUGAUUUUUAAUGCAAAGGGGUUUGAUGUGCAUUAAUGUCACUUUCUAAAGUACAGCGAGUCUCAUUAACCUCAGCUUGCUUUUUAAUUAAUGCGUUUUAGUGGGUGGUCAUUAAUGCUAUGCAUGACAUUUUAGCUCUCUUAAAUGCUGCUUUUGACUUUAUAAAGUGCAUUUGAGUUUAGGUCAGCAUCAUCAACGUGUUUGUGGUCACCUUAACAUAUUAAUGUGAUGCAUGUUGGCUGUGCACGCGCAUACAGACUACUUUAAUGCUAAUUCCACUUUUUAGAAUGCAUUCAUAAUCUCAUUGCAUCCCUUAACGUUACUAACUAAGCCCCGUUGUCAUUUUUCCAUAUAUCAUGAUAUGUUUGAUUGGCGUUUUGUGUGAUGCUUGUGCAUAUUGUGCAUAAUAUCCUGCUUUAAUCCACUCCAGUCCAUCAAGUUUCACAUUCAUCUCCUAGAUACGCGUCAUUGUCAUCUUUAGGAGGCGGUGUGUAGAUACUUUUGUCCGAGUCGCAUGCUGGUUUUGCCAGAUGAGAUGCUCUGAAUCUGAAGGAAACCGCUGUUGACGCUGAUGCGCAAUGACGCUCUUGCUGUGCGCGAAUGUGUCGACUCCACCUGUGGUCUCUUAAAUCGAUUGAUCCUGACAGAUUUGGGCACUUUGAACAGGCUACAGUUCGUUCUGCAUUUCUAUCACACCAGAAACACGUGGGUUUUGAUCGCACGCAUAGUGUAUUUUUCCCCGCACAUUAGUGUAGUGUCGCGCGUAUUAAAUGGUGCUGCGAAAGUUACCCGGUGUCUCCGCAUCGGGCAUGGGGCUUCGUCUUUCUCAGAAAUUCGUCUUUCUGCUGUUCCUCUCGGGCUUGGUCACUCUGUGCUUCGGGGCGCUUUUCUUCUUACCCGACAGCGUGCGUCUGAAGCGCAUUUUCCUCUCCAAAAAUGAGAGUCCCGCGGUGACUGUGGGCUCCGAGAAUGAGCUUUCCAAAAAGGUGCCCGGGGAUCCAGAGCACCAGCGGGCGGGAUUAAAAGGUGCUGAGGCCAAUCUCAAACUGAAAGUGAGCCGCACGCCGUCGGUCACCCAUGGAGCGAGAACCGUGGAGAGAUCGGUUGGGAGCCGGGCGCAGGACGAGUGGAGCCCGGCGAGGGCGCAUGAACCAGCGGCCAGGGACGAGCGGGUCACCGCGGCGGCUCAUAACCAGGAACACAGCAGCUCUUUCAACUAUGAGGCGUUUAAAAAGUGCCUCCUGAAACCACCUAUCGGAAAGGACCAGGGGACUCCAUCUGACUCCGGGACGCUUCAGAGGAGGGAGAAAGUCAAAGAGAUGAUGAAGUUUGCCUGGGACAACUAUAAGCUUUACGCUUGGGGCAAGAACGAACUCCGACCUCUGACCAGGAACGGACACAUCGGGAACAUGUUUGGUGGUCUUCGAGGAGCCUCAAUCGUGGAUUCCCUGGACACACUGUACAUCAUGGGCCUCAUGGAGGAGUAUGAAGAAGCAAAGGAAUGGGUCCAAAGCAACCUCGACCUGAACUCGAACGGCGAGGCAUCUCUGUUUGAGGUCAACAUUCGUUAUGUCGGUGGUCUUCUGUCUGCGUUUUACCUGACUGGAGCUGAGAUCUUUAAGCAGAAGGUGCUGGAGCUUGGUGAGAAGUUGUUACCCGCCUUCAACACACCCACCGGCAUCCCCAGAGGAGUCAUUAACCUGGGCAGCAGUGGCACCAGCUGGAGUUGGGGCUGGGCAUCAGCCGGCAGCAGCAUCCUGGCGGAGUUCGGCACUUUACACCUGGAGUUCGUUCACCUGUCGGAGCUCUCCGGAAACCCAGUGUUCACCGAAAAGGUGAUGAACAUCCGAAAGCUGCUGGAUAAAAUCGAGAAGCCUCACGGUCUGUAUCCAAACUUCCUGAGUCCCGUCAGUGGAAACUGGGUGCAGCAUCACGUGUCGAUCGGCGGACUCGGGGACAGUUUUUAUGAAUAUCUGAUCAAAUCUUUUCUGAUGUCGGAUAAGACGGAUGAGGAGGCCAAGAAGAUGUAUUACAGCGCGAUGGAGGCCAUUGAGAUGAAUCUGGUGCAGAAGUCUCCUGGUGGACUGACAUAUGUGGCCGAGUGGAGAGGUGGAAUCCUGGACCACAAGAUGGGUCACCUGGCCUGCUUCUGCGGCGGGAUGAUCGGCAUCGGGGCUGAGGACGCUCCGGCAGGACAGAAACAGCAUUACCUGGAUCUAGCAGGCCAGAUCACUCACACCUGCCAUGAGUCCUACAGCCGCUCCGCCACUAAACUGGGUCCAGAGGCGUUCCGCUUUGACGGAGGAGCAGAGGCCACAGCCACACGUCUGAGUGACCGAUACUACAUCCUCAGGCCAGAGGUCGUCGAGAGCUACAUGUACAUGUGGCGUCUGACACAUGACCCCAAAUACAGAGAGUGGGGCUGGGAGGCUGUCGAGGCUCUGGAGAAGCAUUGUCGUGUGGAUGCGGGUUUCUCAGGAAUCAGAGAUGUUUACGCCUCCUCAGACAGUCAUGAUAACAUGCAGCAAAGCUUCUUCCUGUCCGAGACGCUCAAAUAUCUGUACCUGCUGUUCUCAGAGGAUGACCUGCUGCCGCUGGAGGAUUGGGUGUUCAACACAGAAGCUCAUCCGCUUCCCAUCAUCCGCAAAGCUUGCAGUACAGACGGACAGACGCCACUGGAGUAACAUCACACACACACACACACAGCUUAAACAAGGGUUCAGAUGCAGGGCUGAAACCUCACACCCCUGACAUGGAUUCUCAGCUCCUUUCUUGUAAAGGAUCCUUUCAUAGAUAAAUAAAUAAAUGAAUAUAUAUAAAUAUAUAUAUACACACGCUGUGAUUGUAUAUCUCUGAGCCGAGACUCUCUGGAUGUCAGGAGUCGGCCUAAUUUUUCCCGUGGACAAUCAGUGAAACGUGACUUUCUCGAGAAGAGCACCUUUUUUCUUUGCUUCUUUCCUCUGUGAG